This is a messenger RNA of Dissoconium aciculare CBS 342.82, 1551 nucleotides long. RefSeq names its product putative carboxypeptidase 2. NCBI's taxonomy places the organism in Eukaryota, Fungi, Ascomycota, Dothideomycetes, Mycosphaerellales, Dissoconiaceae. Gene Ontology annotation, molecular function: serine-type carboxypeptidase activity. The transcript has a single exon. Gene Ontology annotation, cellular component: fungal-type vacuole. Gene Ontology annotation, biological process: proteolysis. The record is from RefSeq and is a predicted model, not a curated record. The annotation marks the transcript as partial.
AAGACAGGUGCAGGUUAUGGCGACGUGAAACUCCGGUACCGUGAGGUACCUGCCGGAAUUUGCGAGCUUCAGCCUGGCGUGAAGAGCUACUCCGGUUAUGCCGACAUCGCGGAGAACAAACACAUCUUCUUCUGGUUCUUCGAGGCCAGGAACGUCGAUCCCAAAAAUGCACCGUUGACGGCUUGGAUCUCCGGCGGGCCCGGAGAUUCGUCAAUGGCAGAGCUUUUCACCGAACAUGGCCCCUGCCGUGUGCGACCGGAUGAAGAGCUCCAUUACAAUCCUUUCUCUUGGAACAACUACAGCAAUGUGAUAUACAUUGAUCAACCACUCCACGUGGGAUUUUCAUACACCAAUCUCGUCCCAGGGUACCUCGGCUACGAUGAGGAGAACGAAGAUGACAACAUUAUCGAGCUGGGCCCGAACGAAUCAUGCCCGAAGGAUGCAGAGCAGUGCGGCUGCUUCUCCAAACCUGAUCCUGAUACCACCGCCAAUAGCACGAUCAAUGCCGCACCGGAUUUCUGGUUAACCCUGCAAGCAUUCAUGGGAACAUUUCCGCAGUACUCGAACAAUGGCUUCCACUUCGGCAGCGAAAGCUACGGAGGUCACUAUGUUCCGGUCAUCAGCAAGUACAUUCAAGACCAGAACAAGGCCCAGCCUAGUGCGCGCCAUAUCGAUCUGAAAUCGAUCCUGAUCGGGAAUGGAUGGUUCUCUCCGCAACGACAGCACAAGUCUUUCUACGAUUAUGGGUUCGAGCCUGGUAGCCCGUACGACUUGGCACCACUCGACGAUGAGGUCAAAAAGGGGGUGCAUGACAGUUAUUAUGGAAAGGGAAACUGUUUGGACCUGCUGAAGAAAUGUGAGGCAACCGGUACGAACGAAGACUGCCGGAAAGCAGACGCAUACUGUGGCAAGAAUGUUCAAACCCCGUGGAUCACGGCUUCCAAGCGAAACACCAACGAUGUUCGCGAGAUUGACCCUUCGCCCUUUCCCAAUUCGUUCUAUGCCGACUACCUACAGAACUCGACCGUCCGUGAAGCUAUCGGUGCACUCCAGACCUACAUCGAGCUCAACCCUGUCGUCGGCAUCGCCUUCGACUUGACCGGAGAUGAUGCUCGCGAGUUGGGCAUCAUCGACAUCCUGGGCGGACUAGUCAAGGACGGCGUCAAGGUUGUUCUCUACGCUGGCGAUGCCGACUACGAGUGCAACUAUAUGGGAGUCGAAGCCUCCGCCGAAGCAGUCGGCGUCCCAGGCUUUGACAAGGCUGGGUACACGGACAUCCGCACGCCCGACUGUGUCACCCAUGGUCAAGUGAGGCAAGCCGGCGGUCUCAGUUUCGUCCGCGUGUACGAAGCGGGUCAUGCUGCCGGUGCAUUCCAACCUCUCCUCCUCCAGACGAUGUUCGCCAGAACAAUCGCCGGCGUGAACAUCGCAUCCGGAACCAACGAAAACUUGCCCAGCCAGCCACACAGCACCUACCGUGAGGGUAACGGCACCGUGCAGUACGUCAAGUGGUCGGAGAAAUCCACCUACAACACUACCUCCAACACGCCG